AAAAUAAUCAGUGACGUCACUCAACGGGUUUUUGCACGUAAAAGUCGGAAUCUUGGUUUUGUUGACGGACGGUAAUGUUCCAAUCUGAGCACUUUACUAGUUUGACACACUGACAGGUGGCCAAUCAGUGUCCUUCACUCCGUUAUCAGUCGGGCUGGAUUCAGCCAAUGGGCUCUAUGGAUGGGCCUCGAUCGUCUUUCGGCUGUAGUCGGUCACUCGCCUUGCUUCACACCGAUUCUGGUGAUUUCCCGAACUCAUCGGGUUCGGUAAAACGACAUCCUCGGAGCCGGGUUCGGGAAAGGAAAGGGGARUAGGCAUCCGGCUCGGAGAGUGGCCACCUUGCACGGUGCGAAAACGGGGUAUUUGCGCUGGGGAGAGGCGUGGGGCCUCGAUCGGCGGGGGCUGCACGGAGGGACAGGCGGGGACAGACGAACCGACCGAGUCGGGCUGGAUGCGCUGGACUCGGCCCGGAGCGCUGCGGUUCCAGCCAAGCACCAUACCACAGCCCAAGACAGAAAGACGAGACACGGACGUCGCUGUCUCCAUUCCGGACUAUAACACCAUUUAUUCUMUUUAUAACGGGUCUAUACUGUAGAGGAGAACAGGUGAGCUCACUGCCCGUCUAGACUGCAGCUGUCAAGCUAUUUCAGUCCGGACCGACUGGUUUUGGGAGAACGAACGGACCGACUGCUGGACUCAGCUUGGACCGGGUCCUGGAGAGUCCAGGGCGGGUUGUGGAGCUCGGAUCGCCCGCUGACGGCCUGCCAUCAUGGGCAACGUGCCCACGGCCAAGAAGGGGAGCGAGAUGGAGAGUG
Molecule: messenger RNA, 815 nt
Organism: Salvelinus sp. IW2-2015
Lineage: Eukaryota; Metazoa; Chordata; Actinopteri; Salmoniformes; Salmonidae
Source: RefSeq, a predicted model, not a curated record